CAUCGCACCGUGAUGAGCUCCACCAUCCGCCCUUCUCUCCAGAAGCGGGCUUUCGGGCCUCAAUGGAUUCGCCCCUCGUCACGCAGCUCUUCCGCCAGCUUUUCUCCCACCGCGCAUCGCAAUGUAUUGCCCGCGGAGCUCGACCCGCUCUCGCGACCGCCCGCUGCCCGCAUAUCCAGAGACGAGGAAAGGCUACACGGCUAGGUGAGGGGGAGACAAGAAGAGAGAGUCGAUGGCAGCCGCGGAGGAACGUCUUCCCACAUGAAAGGACGGAAGAGUUUGAUCGGUAUCCAAUGGUCACGGCAGAUAUGCUGAAGCUGCGGAAAGAAAGACCACGAAGAGUGAAGAUGCUGCUGCGGGACUUUAUAGAAGACAGCCUUUACAAUCCCCACUACGGCUACUUCUCCAAGCAGGUCGUCAUCUUCUCCCCCGGCGAUCCCUUCGACUUCACCUCCAUGGCCUCAGAGCAUGAAUUCUUCCAGCAGCUCCGCCAGCGGUACACCUCCUUCGAAGACGCACUCGACUACCAAGAACCCAAUGACCUGCGGCAGCUCUGGCAUACGCCCACCGAGCUCUUCUCCCCCUACUAUGGGGAAGCCAUCGCGCGCUACCUUGUCGAGGACUACAAGUACAACUUCUACCCCUACCACGACCUCAAUAUCUACGAAAUGGGCGCAGGCAAUGGUACCAUGAUGCUGAAUAUACUCGACUAUAUAAGAGACGUGCAUCCCGAGGUGUAUGAGCGGACGCAGUUCAAGAUCAUUGAGAUUUCGAGCCAGUUGGCGCAUUUGCAGCAGCAGGGGCUCGGACAGAGCGCGUAUGCGAGGGGGCACUCGGACAAAGUGGAGAUUGUCAAUAGGAGUAUCUUCGACUGGGAGCAGUACGUAUCUAGCCCGUGCUAUUUCCUUGCGCUGGAGGUUUUCGAUAAUUUUGCGCACGAUGCGCUGAAGUACGACCACGAGACCGGCAGCCCGUACCAGUCGCACGUUGUCAUCGACCCGCGUGGCGAGCUGUUCGAAUACUACUCUCGCACGCUGGACCCGGUCGCAGCGCAGUUCCUCGAAAGGCGGCACGCAGCCUGUAAAUCCUACCCACAUCCGCUGCAAGGUUCGCGGAUCGUGUCGAAUCUACGCUCCCUGUUACCCUUCAGAGGGUCGCUCAGUGUACCGGAGUACAUACCCACGCGGCUGAUGCAGUUCUUCUACAUUCUGUACUCGAAGUUUCCAAACCACAAGCUCAUCAGCAGCGACUUCAACAAGCUAAGCGACGCAGUGGAAGGUUUGAAUGCGCCGGUGGUACAGACGAGGUAUAAGAGGCAGAUGAUUCCCGUCUCUACGCCUCUUGUCCACCAAGGCUACUUCGACAUACUCUUCCCAACCGACUUCGAGGUCAUGGAGCCUAUGUACACAGCAAUAACGGGGAGAUUCGCGCGCACAUAUUCGCACGAGGACUUUAUGUGGGGCAGAGCAGAUAUUGAAGAGACGCAAACGAAGAACGGGGAGAACCCGCUGUUGAGCUGGUAUAAGAACGCUAGCGUCAUGAUCACUGUGUAGAUACUGAAAUAUCCCCUAAACGUAGCCAAGCUGGCUAUUGUAUAAAUACCAUGUCUCAAGAUAGGACCAUCGUAGAUUAAAGCAUUCCGAUGUGACGCAAGCGCUUC
Trematosphaeria pertusa is the source of this 1660-nucleotide messenger RNA. RefSeq names its product DUF185-domain-containing protein. Gene Ontology annotation, molecular function: protein-arginine omega-N symmetric methyltransferase activity. The transcript has 3 exons. Bases 63 to 1553 code for a protein of 496 amino acids. Lineage: Eukaryota; Fungi; Ascomycota; Dothideomycetes; Pleosporales; Trematosphaeriaceae. The record is from RefSeq and is a predicted model, not a curated record. Gene Ontology annotation, cellular component: mitochondrion.